This is a messenger RNA of Microbotryum saponariae, 4888 nucleotides long. The record is from the annotation of a GenBank genome assembly. NCBI's taxonomy places the organism in Eukaryota, Fungi, Basidiomycota, Microbotryomycetes, Microbotryales, Microbotryaceae.
AUGCCUAGCCAAAACACAGACCCUUCGGGGUACGAUACGAGUGAGGAGCUUAAAUUGGCCCCUGACAUGGCGCAAUCUCCGCUCGUGCUCGGGAAGGCGCAAGGUAGCUUCUUCGACGCAGAUGAUGUCGCACCUGAGUUCCUCGAUGAAAAUGGAAAAGAGGUGAGCGCGAGCGCAAUAUGAGCAUCCUCCUGCACUGCUUCUGAAGGGAGAGGCGAUUGCUCGCUGGCAGGUGUGAUAGACGAGGUUUUCGCUGACCUGGUCUCACUUGUGCUGUUCUUGUCGGCGGUGGAUCUUCAUUCGAUUUCAGAGGCCCAUUGAAACCGCGCUAGACUUCUCAACUCGGUAAGGGGUGACGCCAGCUCUCGCCUUCGAGGUCCAGUGACCCGUCACGCGUCACAUCCGGCCAGCAACUCACGGCCGCUCAUACUCGUUUCUCGCCAGUCUGAUGUCCCUCGAUGAUGAUCCGUCUCUGCAAGUCCACACCGUCCGUAUGUGGACCAUCGGCCUCGGUCUCACUUGCUGUGAGUCUUCGUAGUCAUACCCGUGUGGUCCCUCCCUUCAUCUCGCUAAGAUGAUGUAUCAAAUCGUGAAAAGUCGGUGCGGCUUUGGGCCAGAUCUUCUAUUUCCGACCCCAGACCUACGGCGUAUCGAGCUUGUUCCGUACGUCAGCCAGCGUCAGCCUGGGGUAAGACUUACAUGGCUGACCGUCAAAUUGAAUGGCUCGCUGGCAGUUCAAAUCAUUGCCUACAGUACGUUCGAGUCGAGGGACCCCUGACCCGAGGUUUCGCCUGACGAUGCAGGGAGACCGACCCGCCACAGUAAUGGGUAACGCGUGGCACCAGGUCCUUCCCAGGGCCGCCAAGGGUCACUUUUGGGCCGCUCUUAACCCCGGACCUUUCAAUAUCAAAGAGCACGUCUGCAUCACGGUGAUGUCUUCGACUGGUAGCGGCGGCGCACUCGCGAUUUCGACUCUCGCGGCCGAAAGGCUAUACUGUGAGGCAGGAGGUCACAGUGAGGUUAUGAUGGGACUGCUGAUAUCUCUCUGGCCGUAGACAAUAUCGACCUGAAUUACGGUAUUGCCAUCUCAAUUAUCAUGGGUGCGUCAAAAGCGAUUUGAUGGGCCCCAGAUGUCGUCGACUGACUUGAAACGGCUCCUAUCACUAGCCUCGCAAUUCUUUGGUUACGGCCUUGGAGGCCUCUGUCGCUCGAUCGCGGUCUAUCCCACAUACGCACUUUGGCCCAAUCUUAUCCCUACAGUCAAUCUGUUUGAUACACUUCAGUAGGUACCACCCUGUUCGAUCUUGUCCCGGGUCCUGUGAUAGAAUGGCGAACGGAAGGCAGGUUGGUGUUGACAGCAGGGCUUGACCCCUCUUGGCAGUCGGAACAAAGAUGGCAACGUAAACAUACGCCGGUACAAACUUUUUUGGAUCGUGAGUAUCUGUCAAACUCUUCCCUGUUGCACUACAAGCUGAUCAUGGUCGCGCGGAUCCAUCGCGAGGGCAGGCAUUCGCCACGAUCUUCGUCUGGGAAUGGUUUCCCGAGAUCAUCGCCCCGACCUUGACAGGCAUCAGUGUGUUCUGGUGCGUCCUGGUGUAUUAAAUUACGAGAAUAAAGAUGUCAUGAAUACGCUUUGACGCGAUAUCGGCAUAUUCAGUCUUUCAAACCGCACAAGUCGCACCUUUACGCGCAUCUUCGGGGGGACGAACGGAAACGAAGGUCUCGGCUUGUUCUCGAUCGGGCUUGACUGGCUACAGAUUGGCUCGUGUGAGCGUGAUCCUUGAUAUUCCGAUAAUGCGCAUACAGCCUGUUGAGAAUCACUGACGCUUCGUCCAAUCGUUCCUGCUUGCAGCGUCCUUGUCCACGCCACUCGCUUCGAUGAUCUCGAACGGAAUAGGAGUAGUGUUGUGCAUCGUCAUCUCGCUGGCGGGAUAGUGAGCAUGCAACUCGAUAUGGUUUUGACCAAAUACACUCACCCCGUCAAAUUCACUCAUCCAUUACACACCAUUAAUCACUGCACAGCUACGGCAACAUCUGGGACGCAAAGAAUUACCCUUUCCUCGGGCAAGCCCUGUUCUAUGAGGUGAGUCAAGUGUGGCACCCACUCCCUUGAUACCGUUCGCGUUUGCCCGUCGAUCUCAUUUCUUCUUCCCUGUUGCGGCAGAACGGUUCUAUCUACGACCAACAAGCGAUCCUCGAUUCCCACUACAACCUCAAUAAGACGGCUUUGGCCGAGCAAGGUUGGCGCACUCGUUGUGGCUUCAUGCAGUGGAAUCAAUCUACAGAAGCGCUACGACCUGGAACUGAUGCUUCGAUCAGAUGGAUGCUUCGAUUAGCUGGACGCUUCAAUCAACUGACCUUGUGGUUACACGAUCGCAGGUAUUCCCUCUUACACGUGGACAAAUGCGGGUAAGCACCGAUAGCAGGUGUGCGAUAUCCAUCGCCACCGCACAUGAGCCGACGCAUCUCUCACUCGCAUCUUCCCAGUCUAUAUAUUUGGGAUCAACCUCGGUACUAGCGCAUCUUUUAUGCAUGUUUUCCUGUGCGUAAAUUGACCCGAUAUGUGGGUGCUACAAGAUAUAAACCUGACCGAGCGAGCACUGCACCGCAGCUGGUACCGCCAAGACAUGAAGAAGGCCUUUCGCAAGUGGCAGACGAGGACGCAAGAUGACCCGCACUACCUCAAGAUGUUGGCGUGUUCGUCACCAUUCCGAGAAGAGGCUCGGCUCCCAGAACCUGAACUGAUCGCGACCCCCGGCUCGACGCAGAUCCCGAGUGUGGGAUGCUCAUUUACGCCGGCGUGUCCGCAGCCGGGUUCGUGAUGGCCCUUGCGACCCUUUAUGCAGCUCACUCGGGUAUGCCCUGGUACGCGCUCGUGAUCGGAUGCCUCUACGCCGCUAUCGAGCUACCGAGUGAGCUCUGGCGAUACAACGUCGCAACUCUAGCCGAAGCUGACGGCGCGAUUUCUGGUUACUGCCACUGCAGUCGAUUGCGUCAUAUCCUCAAUCACCGGUAGCGGAGUAGUCGGCUCCAACAUGGCGCGAAUGUCAGUAGACAAAUUAAUCUAGAUCCCAGUCCCGCUGUAGCAGCUGACUCAAUGUCACCCACCUCAACAGCCUGGGCGCAGCUUUGGUACCGGGCAACGCUCGCGCGAGUCUGUACUUCCAGGUGAGCCAUACGACACUCAGGAGGACUUGCUUCCUUCGACUGAGAGUGAAUUCAUCAGAUCUACAGCAGCAACAGUGUUGCGCAAGGGGCUGGGAUGGUCGCAGAUCUCAAGGUGAGCCUCAUCUCGGACUCGGAGUGCGUCGCCUCAAAUCCAUGGUUUGACCCCUAUCUCGUUCAAAUGGCUACAGCUGGGCCAAGUGAGUGGCCUUCAUCUUAAAUCGGGGUCAAAUUAAUAUGCUGAGCCCUUGUCACGACUGCCAUCUGAGUAGUACACCAAAGUUGGUCUUAAAGGAGGGCGACGGCUCGGGUUCAACACGCUGAUCUGACUCCCCCCGACCCUCACACAGGUGCCGCCGCGUGCAAUGUUUGUAAGUCUCCUAUGCACGUCAAUCAGUCUCCUAAGCGAGAGAGCAAAACUGAGUGUUCCCUCUGACAGAUCGUCCAAUCCGCCGGCACGAUUGCUGGAUCGAUUCUGAGUCUCGUCGUCGUGAGUGGAGAGCCUCGUUCGUAGUCACUCUAAGCGCGCGUGGAGCUAAAGGGAGCAUAUCUUCUCAGAUGAACUCCAUCAUCGACUCUCAUCGCGAGAUACUGUUGAGCGUUGAAGGAUCAAAUCUAUGGUCGGGGAAUAUCGUCCAGUCCUUCAAUUCCGAUGUACGUCAACGUCCGGGAAGAUUAGUUUUACAACUCUGUGAAUAGGGAUGAGCUGACUUAGAAGUGAUAACACUCCUAGGCUGUGACGUGAGUUCUGACCGCCUCUUAUCGUGGAACCAAGAUGUUUUGGCUCAUGUACCUAUUCCCUUGCUCAAAGCUGGGGUGCAUUGGGAACAGAAAUGGUGAGUUAGGGCGCCAUGUCUACGUCUCAGAAUACUGAUCCGACGAGCAUGUUCUACACCGCAGUGGGGUCCUCGUAGGUGUUCGGGGCCAUUUCUCAGACCGUUAUUCGCAUGAUCUCAGGCGUGAUCUGUCCUAUUACCCCACUUACAGAUAGCAAAUACUUCAUCGUGCCACUUGGACUAGGUAUGACGGGCAGCGUUCUUUACCGCCCAAAAAUAAUUGAGUUUCCUGACACGUCCCGUCGCCGAUCUUCAGUCAUCGGCCUCUUCAUCCCGAUCCCUGUCUGGUUGGGUCACAAAUGUUUCCCUAAACUCCACCUCGACCAAGUAGUCACGCCCAUCAUCUGCUUCUCCCUCGGCUACCUCUCCGUGCGUAGCCCCAUACCGUCGUGACCCCGCAAAGGGCAUGUCGCAGGGCGCUGACUCUCGAAGUCGUCCUUGAGCAGGUCGGCAUCAACUCAAGCGUCAUGGCCACCUUCAUCAUCAGCUUUUGGUCCCAAUUCUACCUCCGCAAAAAGCGAGCGAAUUGCUUUCGAAAAUACAACUACCUCCUCGCCGCGGCUUUAGACGUGAGUUGCGGUUAGGCAAUCCUCUUCGAGAUUUCAGACUCGUUCAUAGGCGUAUCCUCGGACCCAUCUAAUUUCCUUUCUUUACUCUCAUUAGGGCGGAACGCAACUGAUGGUAUUCGUCUCGACCUUCGCGAUCAACGGUGGAGCGGGCAAGCAAUACACCUUCCCCCAAUGGGCUCUGAACCCACCGGGUCACUACGACUGUAAGGUCCCGUUCCGGAGCAAGUUGUCUACCUCGUCUCAUUCAGCUGAUCACUGCUGGCAUGCGGCCCGGGGUAUUUGUCAGACUGCGCUUCGAGUGCGACGACCGACGGUUAG